AAAAUGUCUUGAUUUGACCGCUUCUGGAAAACUGCAUAAAUUGUCGAUGUGACGCACAAAUAAUCUUGCGACAGUUUGACCUUCAAGUGCUCGCAACCCACGUCAGUGGACGAUACCCUAGGAGCGUUGCAUUAGAUCGUUGCCCCACUAACCUUACGUCUAAAUCGGCACUUCCUAAGUGUCUAACGUCCUGCCGUCUAAAUAAACCUAUUAACUCUGUAACUAUACACAUGUAGAUGGGAUCAUUAUGGAUAAAAAAUGUUUUUGGUGUGCAUUUAAACGAGGAAGAGCUCCGGAACAUUCCGCAUUUAAAGAUCGAACUGCUAACGCAUAUCGCUCUCAGAACAGUUCAAACUUCAUGUCUUUUCGGAGCUAUCGUAUGUGCCCCGGUGAUUACCUUGCUGUCAGCACCUAGAACUUUAAGGUGUUUAACCAGAAGAUCAUUCAAAUUCGCCACUUAUGGAUUCUUACCCGGAAUCACCAUAGCCCCAAUACUGAUGUAUGCUCGAAUGAAAGAUCAACCGGUCGAGGCAUUUUACGACAGGUGCUAUCGGCUACGGUGCAACAAAAGCCAGAAAUAUAGUUGUCAUUUAUGGCAGGGGAUAUGAACACUCUUUUGUCAUAUGGAUUGCUAACACGUGUCGCAUGGGAAAAAUUAUAAUCUACUUUUACUGGUUGGGAUAAUUCCAUGUUCAAUUUAUUAUUUACCUGUGGAUUUGGUUGUAAGUAAUUUCUGCAGCAAUUGAUAGAGUUAACAACAGAUGUUCGGUUUUGUUCAAUUAUCAUUGGCGUUUGGCUUUGAGCAUGAUUUUCAUCAAUAUUUUGAUUGUUCAAGCGAGUGGAAAAAUUUUGAUCAACGGGAAAUGCAACAUUCUCACAGUUCAUUUUAGAAUUAUUGUUGUUAUUAGGCGUAAUCGAUUUCGAUGUAAUUUGUACGACAAUUUCUGACUUGGGAAUACAUUC
This is a messenger RNA of Schistosoma margrebowiei, 963 nucleotides long. NCBI's taxonomy places the organism in Eukaryota, Metazoa, Platyhelminthes, Trematoda, Strigeidida, Schistosomatidae. The record is from the annotation of a GenBank genome assembly.